Messenger RNA from Formica exsecta, 1315 nucleotides. RefSeq names its product eukaryotic translation initiation factor 4E-like (gene eIF4E4). NCBI's taxonomy places the organism in Eukaryota, Metazoa, Arthropoda, Insecta, Hymenoptera, Formicidae. Bases 186 to 809 code for a protein of 207 amino acids. Gene Ontology annotation, molecular function: translation initiation factor activity; RNA 7-methylguanosine cap binding. Gene Ontology annotation, biological process: translational initiation. Gene Ontology annotation, cellular component: eukaryotic translation initiation factor 4F complex; cytoplasm. The transcript has 4 exons. The record is from RefSeq and is a predicted model, not a curated record.
CAACGUUCUACCGAAUAUUCCUUACGUAGAAAGUGUCCUAAAGAAGCUAAAGCUAUGACGCUCUUACGUUUGUAAAAUUGUUCGCCUCGUAUCGGCGGUCGUUUCUUAUUCUAUAAAUAAUCGCUUAAUUACCAGAAAUACAAAGCGAGAAUUUUGAAAGACGAUAAAGGAUCAUUCGCGGAGAAAUGUACACGGAAAUCGAUCGCAAACAAAACACUGAAGUAACAAAUACCGGCGAAUUCCCGCCUGAAUAUUUGAUCAAGCAUCCAUUGCAAAACACUUGGACCUUAUGGUAUUACGAGCCCGAUAAGAAUAAAUCGUGGGAAGAGAGUCAACGGGAGAUAACUAGUUUCGAUACAGCUGAAGAUUUCUGGAGCUUGUACAACCACAUAAAGACAGCCUCCGAGUUGAGACAGGGUUGUGACUAUAGCAUGUUUAAACAAGGUAUUCGGCCUAUGUGGGAAGACGAUCAGAACAAAUGUGGCGGUCGAUGGUUAAUAAAUUUAGAUAAGAGGCAAAGAACUACGGAUCUAGAUAAUUUUUGGUUAGAAAUUUUGCUUUGUAUGAUUGGGGAAGCAUUCAACGAAUACUCCGAUGAUGUAUGUGGGGCUGUAGUAAAUGUGAGGCCAAAGGGAGACAAACUUGGUAUUUGGACGUCAAAUGCAGAUUCCGCGGAUAGUGUUAUGGAAAUUGGUCGUAAACUGAAGGAAAGAUUAAGGAUCACAUCAAAAACAACUAUGGGAUAUCAAGUGCAUAAAGAUACUAUGAUCAAAGCUGGCAGUCAAACAAGAAAUACAUAUACGCUUUAAAAAUAUUGUUACAUUUAUUAUAUCACCCUUAAGUUGUUCGUUAAGAUAUUAAUUUCCAAAAUUACUAAAUGAAUUAUUAAUGAUUAGAUAGUUUCAAAAAUUUCUGGAUAAAUUAUAAAUGAUAUAAUUGUGAGAGAAAGUGUCUCUACAUUAUAUUACAAAAAAUUAAACUUUGUUUUGGAAAGCAUGUUAUAUGACCAUUGUAGCCAUGUUUUCAUCUAACAACAAAAAUUAAGUGAAAAUUAAUAAAUAUAUGUUGAACUCAAGUAAAACUGAAGUAAAUUGAAGUUGAAUUGAAGUAGAUGAAGAGAGAAAAAUAUUAAUAUAAACAUUUAGUUUUAAGAGAGGUAUAGUAUGUGUAAUUUACAUUUAGUUUAGGAAGAAAUGCGCAGGCUGCUGUAUUUCCCUAUGACUGAUAACAUGUAUGUGGUCAUGAUGAAAUUAUACAUUUAGAUGUAAUUUACACAACUUUAUUAUCUUUCAACAAAUAAAUUCUUGUAAUUUGU